CGUUUUCAGUCACGUGUGAAACGAACACUGCAUCGACACUUUGCUUCAUGAACAGUUGCAUCCCCUGCCACAUCUUUCAAGUGUAGCCAUGAUGACAGACUCUUCACUCCUCAACUCAGAGUUGGAGUUACAGCAGCAAGAGGAACUGUAUCAACAGUUUCUGUUACAGACGAUGGGAAAGAUGCAAAGUGACAACCCAGAGUUCAAAGUAAUCCAACCACAGCCCGGCAUGUGUGUGAAGACUCUGUCAGAAUCAGACACAAAAGUUUUUGUCAACAUCUGUCAGUCACCCUCAGUCCCACCUCCACCUGAACUUUCUAAGGAGGAGCUUGUGGAGCUUCUCCAGGCAGAAGAUCCCAGCAGUUACAGAGUUCCCAUGAGCCUCGGUGAACCACACACAGAAGUAGACAACAGCUCUCAGAAUUGCACUGCUUAUGAUGUGGUCAUCAACCAAGACUUCUUCCAGAAGUGCCAAAAGGAUCCCUUAUUCCAGCAGUUUGUAAUCCUGGUGUCCUUAGAGGGUUUAGAGAACAAAUACAAUCUGGAGCUCAGCAGAGCCUGGAAGGUGUUGAAGAACAGGAAGUUCUUGGGUUCUGUUAGCGAGCAGAACAUUCGGACAAAGAGCAGGCCAGUGAUUCAAGAGCUGCAGCCACGAGUGGAAUCCACAGUUACGCCUAAGAGACCAGAGUUUACUUUGCUUGUGGAGCCUCCUGCUGGUGACCCAGAGUACCUUGUUGCAGAAAUAAAGCUUCCUGGAGUGCCGUCCUCUCGUUCUCUGGUUCUGGACGUAGGGGAAGACCGGCUUGUGUUGACGGCUCGGCCUUCACUCUUCCAUCUUGACAUCUUCCACCCAUUCCUCAUUGAGCAGGAAAACAGCUUCGCACAGUACAAUACCAGCACACAGAUCCUCACAGUGAACAUGCCCGUGGUUUCACCAUAAAAUAACAAAUGUCUAUUAAUUUAUUAUUGUUUAAAACAAAUGCUGUACUAAUAAAGAUUUUGUAUUUUAUGAAGUUAAACCUCUUGUUUAAGUCAUAAAAAAAUCUUCUUGAAAA
Thalassophryne amazonica is the source of this 1055-nucleotide messenger RNA. Its product is annotated as PIH1 domain-containing protein 1-like. Gene Ontology annotation, biological process: box C/D snoRNP assembly; rRNA processing. The record is from RefSeq and is a predicted model, not a curated record. Gene Ontology annotation, cellular component: ribonucleoprotein complex; R2TP complex; cytoplasm. Lineage: Eukaryota; Metazoa; Chordata; Actinopteri; Batrachoidiformes; Batrachoididae.